GUUAAUUUUUUUCAAGGAAUAACCUUUUUUUAAUAACUAUUGUAUGUUGUCUCUAGUGCUUCAUGCUCAAGUGAAAUUUCAGUGGACGUGAGCGACGCGUUCCAACGUAUUAUGCUGAACAAGAGAUUCGGAAGCUGGAUUGAAUUAGAUAAUGCGCUAAAGGAUUUCCAUAAAGUAUGAUAGGAUAAAUCUAUGUUUUCUCAGAUGACCCAUACACACUAUGUUCACGCAGAAAGUAGAUUGUUGAAGGAUGUGAGAUAUAAAUACUUGUUCGUAGUGUUUCGUUGCACGUUUGGUCGUAAACGUAAAUCAGAAGGUCUGAAUGUGAAUAAAAAACCGUGAGGACUCUAACUAAUGUGUUACAUUUAAGGUCUAAAUUUUUAAAUUGCCAAUCGAUGUUUCGCGUAAGAUUGGAGGGUCAACAAUACGUUAUAAAAUCUUACAACAUGUCUCACAACCAUCCGUGUACUAGUUCGUGGAUGGUUUGUGAUCCGUUGAGUAGACGAUUGUCAUUAGAAGAAAAAGAAAACUUGAAACCAGUUAUAUUGCACUGUCAGUCGACGGACGAAGUUAUCGAAAGUAUUAAGGAAAGAACAGGUAAGCAGGUGACCGCUGCUGAUGUCAAAAAUAUGAAAGCUGAACUCUCCACUGGUUGGACUCGGAAGCAGGUAUUGCAGAUGAUGCGACAAAACGGUGAAGUUAGAGAGCAUGCAGAAAAUGGAUGUAUUACGGCGAUAUGCUUCAGCAUUUAUGAUCAGAUACGGCUGUACAAUCAAUAUCCCGAAGUCGUGUGUAUUGAUUCUACUUAUAAAACUAAUAAUAAAAAGUGAAUAUGAUUUUCGUUUUGUUCUACUAUGUAGAUAUUCAUUAUUCCAAUUAGUGGUGACAGACGUUUCUGGAUGCCACGUAAAACAAUGUGGGCGCGUGCCUUUUACGGCAUUGUAUUAACUUUGGGUAACAACACGAAUAAUCGUGUUGAGUGGUUGACAGCGGACAACAUUACGAAGUGGAUGUAAGUAUUUGUCAAUGUAAUUGUAGCACGUUUAAUAUGUGUCGAUAUCCGUGCCGCCAUCUCCUGCUGGCAUAUGUUAAAAGACGAAAUCUAACAGCUCAUCAACUUCUUAGGUGUUGCUGCAGAUGGCAAUUAGACAAUAGGUACAACUUACAAAUCAACACAGCAAUUUCAUUACGGAGACGGAGUAAAGAAUAUAUACAACUUCAACGGCUCCAAAGAAUGUGCAAACAACUAAUUGUUGAGAAAUAUGGUGAACGCUUCGCGAAUCACGUGGAGAGAAAAGUCUACAAUUUUUACUUAAGAAUUAUAAACAGCUAGACAGCAGGUUUACGAUUAACAGUUCUUUGUGGCUUUAUUUUAUACCACUAUUUAUACAACUUGUAAACUUAUCUUUCCACUUUAGUAGUCA
Schistosoma haematobium is the source of this 1424-nucleotide messenger RNA. RefSeq lists its product as uncharacterized. The transcript has 3 exons. The record is from RefSeq and is a predicted model, not a curated record. The coding region runs from base 396 to 830 and encodes 144 amino acids. NCBI's taxonomy places the organism in Eukaryota, Metazoa, Platyhelminthes, Trematoda, Strigeidida, Schistosomatidae.